Penicillium nucicola is the source of this 1368-nucleotide messenger RNA. RefSeq names its product 1,3-beta-glucanosyltransferase gel1 (gene gel1). Gene Ontology annotation, biological process: fungal-type cell wall (1->3)-beta-D-glucan biosynthetic process. Gene Ontology annotation, molecular function: 1,3-beta-glucanosyltransferase activity. NCBI's taxonomy places the organism in Eukaryota, Fungi, Ascomycota, Eurotiomycetes, Eurotiales, Aspergillaceae. The coding region runs from base 1 to 1368 and encodes 455 amino acids. Gene Ontology annotation, cellular component: fungal-type cell wall; cytoplasm. The transcript has a single exon. The record is from RefSeq and is a predicted model, not a curated record.
AUGAAGGUUUCUGUGGCUACUGCCCUGACGAUGGGCGCGUCCACCGUUCUCGGUGCCGCGACCAACAUGAAGCGUGACAGCAAGAUCACCCCCAUCACAGUGAAGGGUAAUGCCUUCUUCAAGGGUGAUGACCGCUUCUACAUUCGUGGUGUCGACUACCAGCCCGGUGGUUCCUCCGAUCUUGCCGACCCCAUCGCCGAUGCCACCGCCUGCAAGCGUGACAUUAAGAACUUCAAGGACCUCGGUCUCAACACCAUUCGUGUCUACUCCGUGGACAACUCCGCCGACCACGACGAGUGCAUGACCGCUCUCGCCGAUGCCGGCAUCUACCUGGUUCUGGACGUCAACACCCCCAAGUACUCCCUGAACCGUGCCGAGCCCAAGCAGUCCUACAACGAUGUCUACCUGCAGUACAUCUUCGCGACCAUGGACAAGUUCGCCAAGUACGACAACACCCUGGCCUUCUUCUCCGGUAACGAGGUCAUCAACGACGGCCCCUCCUCCAAGGCCGCUCCCUACGUCAAGGCCGUCACCCGUGACAUGCGUACCUACCUCCGUGCCCAGAAGCUCCGUGAGGUCCCCGUCGGCUACUCCGCCGCCGAUGUCGACACCAACCGUCUCGAGAUGGCCGAGUACAUGAACUGCGGUACCGAUGACGAGCGCUCCGACUUCUUCGCCUUCAACGACUACUCCUGGUGUGACCCCUCUUCCUUCACCACCUCCGGCUGGGACCAGAAGGUCAAGAACUUCACCGGCUACGGUCUCCCCCUCUUCCUCUCCGAGUACGGCUGCAACACCAACACCCGCAAGUUCGAGGAGGUCUCCGCCCUCUACUCCACCAAGAUGACCGGCGUCUACUCCGGUGGUCUCGUCUACGAGUACAGCGAGGCCGGCAACAAGUACGGACUCGUCAAGAUCUCCGGUGACGACGUCAAGACCCUCGACGACUACGACGCUCUCAAGUCCGCCUUUGACAAGACCGACAACCCCACCGGCGACGGCAACUACAACUCCACCGGUGGUGCUUCCGGCUGCCCAGUCAAGAACGCCCCCAACUGGGACGUCGACACCGAUGCUCUCCCCGCCAUGCCCUCCCCCGCCAAGAAGUACCUGACCGACGGUGCCGGCAAGGGUGUUGGCUUCAGUGGAAAGGGCUCCCAGAACUCCGGCACUGCCUCUUCUGGCACUGCCAGCGCCGGCUCUGGCUCCGUCGCCUCUGCCACCGCCGGUGGCAGCGCCGCCAGCUCCACCAGCUCCGAGGGUGCCGCCGCCAACCUGAAGCCCAUGCAGGUUUCCUUCGCCCCCGUUGCUGUCGGCGCUGUGACUGUCCUGUCGACUCUGUUCGGCGCUGGCUUCCUGUUCCUGUAA